This is a messenger RNA of Peromyscus maniculatus bairdii (prairie deer mouse), 1376 nucleotides long. The record is from RefSeq and is a predicted model, not a curated record. NCBI's taxonomy places the organism in Eukaryota, Metazoa, Chordata, Mammalia, Rodentia, Cricetidae.
ACUUUACUGGAAAGAUGAAGCCCGACGAAACACCUAUGUUUGACCCAAGUCUACUCAAAGAAGUGGACUGGAGUCAGAAUACAGCUACAUUUUCUCCAGCCAUUUCUCCAAUGAAUCCUGGAGAAGGCUUGGUUUUGAGGCCUCUUUGUACUGGUGACUUGAAUAAAGGUUUUUUUAAGUUACUGGGUCAGUUGACAGAGACUGGUGUCGUCAGCCCUGAGCAGUUCAUGAAUUCUUUUGAGCACAAGAAGAAGACUGGGGAUUACUAUGUUAUAGUUGUGGAAGAUGUGACCCUAGGACAAAUUGUUGCUACAGCAACUCUGAUCAUAGAACAUAAAUUUAUCCAUUCAUGUGCUAAGAGGGGGAGAGUAGAAGACGUCGUUGUUAGUCACGAGUGCAGAGGGAAGCAGCUCGGCAAACUGUUAUUAUCAACUCUCACUUUGCUAAGCAAGAAGCUGAACUGUUACAAGAUCACCCUUGAAUGUCUACCACAAAACGUCGGCUUCUACAAAAAGUUUGACUAUACAGUAUCUGAAGAAAAGUACAUGUGUCUGAGGAACCAGAAGUAAAGACGACCAUCAAGAUGAUGCUCCAAGGCUUUCCGGUUCAUUUUUGUUGCUGCCGCCAGUGAGCUCCAUACCUGCUAGACUGGAAAACCACUGUAGUGUGCAAUGUAGUAGUGACAAGAGCAUGCCUGUGGCUGCUUGGACUUGCUCUGAGUUAAGAGUACAAAUGAUCACAAAGGGGAUGAUUUUUAACCAAAGGAAUAUAUUUUCAACUUGAAUCUUUUCUUGCAUUGUAUUUUUCUAAAGUUUAUUGUCAUUUCCUGGUCGUCAAGGGUAUGAGUAGUAAAGAGUUAUGUCUGCUCCUUACUGCUCAUUUUUAAAUAUAUGUAUAUAUAUUGAAUAAGGCUGUUUCUUAUCACAAAAUUAUUUUAGUCUCAUCUAAACAGACUUAAGGGUGCACCAUUUCUCACAUCACAGGGAGUCAGACCCAUCUGUUGUUACAACCAGAUACAUAUCUGCACGUGUAAACAUGGUUGAACCUAAAAUCGCACACAACUUGGACAGUCUUUUAAUGAAACAAGAGAAAUGAAAACUGUGACAAGGUAAAACAGUUUAAGUAACUAUUUUACUAACUGUAGAGUUCUGUGCAGACAAUGCCUACCCACCUGUCUCACCUGUCACAUGAUGUUAGAAUCAUCCAAGGGCAGAUCUUGAGAACCGAGGUUCUUUUCUUCAUUGAGUGAGCAGCUGUCCGUGGGAUACUUUUACCCUGGUUUAUCAUGGCCAUCUGAAGCCUCUGAGUCACAAAAUAUGUAUGGUACUGCCUUUGUUACAUCCUUAAAAUAACAGUAGCUUUUCUAUUUAAUGUGA